ACACCAUUCCCAGUCCAUGGGAUCCAAGAGAGGGGUGUACUUCCAAUCCAUUGGGUCGUCGGGAACCACAUGAACUGCGUACUCUACCUAGGCGGGUGCCUCCCAGUCAGACUCCUCGGUCUUUCCAAGAGGUUCCCAAUCCAUGGGAUCGUCCAAGGCGUCCUGGAUGGGAGCCACAGGCAGGUGCGGGGCAAAUGAAACAGUGAAAGAAGGCACAGAGGCCGAAGGAGAAGAAGAAGUGGGCGCAAAGGCCGAAGAAGAAACAGGCACAGUGGCCAAAGAAGAAGGCACAACGGCCGGAGGAGAAGGCACUGAGGCCGAAACAGACGAUGGCGCAGAGGCCGACAGAGGCAAAGGAACGGAAGCGGAAGAGGAGGACAAAGAGAAGGAAAAGAUGAAAGGCCGCGAGGGAAGAAGACGCCGGCAAAAGAUAAAGGAACAGGAAGGCACAGAGGCCAAAACAGAGGCAGGCAUGGAGGCCGCAGAAGAAGUGGGCACGACGGCUUUACGCACGACGGCAGGAGAGAUCGAAGGCACUGAGGCCACGGAAGACAAAGAGGAACGGGAGGACUUGCUUGCAUUCAAUGCACGGCGAAGAGGUGUUUUUCAGGAACUUGCGGUUCGGCAUGAUGAGAAGCUUGUAAAUCAAUAA
Radiomyces spectabilis is the source of this 652-nucleotide messenger RNA. RefSeq lists its product as uncharacterized. The transcript has a single exon. The coding region runs from base 143 to 652 and encodes 169 amino acids. The record is from RefSeq and is a predicted model, not a curated record. NCBI's taxonomy places the organism in Eukaryota, Fungi, Mucoromycota, Mucoromycetes, Mucorales, Radiomycetaceae.